Molecule: messenger RNA, 867 nt
Organism: Psilocybe cubensis
Lineage: Eukaryota; Fungi; Basidiomycota; Agaricomycetes; Agaricales; Agrocybaceae
Exons: 4
Coding region: 1-867 (288 amino acids)
Molecular function (GO): GTP binding
Source: RefSeq, a predicted model, not a curated record
AUGGCCCCAAACAAGAUAUCCGACCCUCUGAAGAUAAUGAUUCCCAUCAUGGGAGCAACAGGCGCAGGCAAAAGUAGUUUCAUCAACAUGGCUAUAGGAACGGAGAGCAGAAAGGUCGGGCACAACAUCCAGUCUUGCACUUUCGAGGUUGCCGCUGUUGAGGUCCCUCCGUCGAAGCUCCAAGACAUCCCAUUGAUAUCAAAUAGAAAGGUUUACCUCGUCGAUACGCCCGGUUUCGAUAACACCUACCACCACGACGUCGAAAUCUUGGAUAAAAUUGCAACAUGGCUAAAAGAGUCAUACAAAGAAUUCACAAUAUGUGGCGUAAUAUACCUUCACGACAUCUCUGCGGAUCGCUAUACCGGGACAGCAAAGCGUAACUUGCAGAUUUUCAGUAAACUCUGCGGGGACUCUGAUGGCGUUCUUGAUCACGUCAUCAUUGGAUUGACCAAAGGCAGCCGCAUCCCAUCAGAUGAGGCCUUGAGGCGAGAAGAAGGAUUGAAGGAGCGUCAAUGGGGACAUAUGCUCUCCAAAGGCGUGGAGGUUUAUCGCGUUUCGGAAGACGGCACGGAGAUCCAUCCAAUAGACCUUCUUCGUAAGAUAUUCCAAAAGCAUCAGGAGCACCUAACUCUCAGGAUUCAAGAGGAGAUGACCAUACAGAGAAAAAUCGUUCCGCAGACGGAUGCAGGCUUGGAAGUACGCCUGACCCUGGAACAGAUACUGACACUUUAUAAAAAGCAAUCAGAAUAUGCAGAAACCUCUGCAGAUCGUAAGGCGAUCGAAAAGAAAAUCGAAAUUUUGUCAAACCAGAUCAAUACCUUGGAAAUCCCUCUUUCGCGUCGACUGCGAAUGCUCCUCGGAAUCUAG